AUGGCCAAACGUGAAACUAUCGUGCACUGGUUCCGGAAGGGAUUGCGUAUCCACGAUAAUCCGGCACUUACCGUAGCCGUAGACAGGGUAAGAGAAAAUCCUACAAAAUACUCCCUACGGCCAAUAUUUGUGCUUGAUCCGGCCAUACGCAAGUGGUUGCGCGUUGGUUCCAAUCGGUGGCGAUUUUUGCAGCAGACGCUGGUUGAUUUGGAUGAAAACCUACGCUCCAUCAACUCGAGACUCUACGUAGUGCGCGGGAAUCCGGUGGAAGUAUUCCCGAAGCUGUUCACCGAAUGGAAUGUAUCGCUCUUAACCUACGAGCACGACAUUGAACCGUACGCCGUGAAACGAGACGCAACCGUCGAGCAACAGGCUAAUAAACACCACGUGCAAAUUCAUGUGGAAAAAUCUCACACCAUCUUUGACCCCGAAGUCAUCGUAAAGAAAAAUGCCGGUAAGCCACCACUAACCUAUCAACGGUAUGCAACACUUGCAUCGGCCUGCAAAAUACCUCCAGCACUACCGGCACCACAAAAACUUCCCGCUAAAUGCACUGCACCAGCAUCGGACAAUGAGGAGCGCAAAAAUUCAGCUUGCUACGAUCCUCCAACCACGAAGGAACUGGGUGUAGAUGAAAACACGUUGAGCAGCUGCAAAUUUCCCGGCGGAGAAACGGAAGCUUUGCGCCGAAUGGAGGAAGUUCUCGGUCGGAAGGCAUGGGUGUGCAAUUUUGAGAAGCCCAACACAUCUCCAAAUUCUCUAGAACCGUCCACCACGGUUCUGAGUCCGUACCUGAAGUUCGGUUGCCUAAGCGUUCGUCUUUUCUACACCCGUAUAUCGGACAUUAUCAAAGGGCAAAAACAUUCCCAGCCACCGGUAUCGCUGAUCGGACAGAUAAUGUGGCGCGAGUUUUACUACUGCGUGGCAGCCGUAACUCCCAACUUUGAUAAGAUGGUCGGUAACAGUGUCUGCAUGCAGAUUGAUUGGGACACGAACAAAGAGCAUCUGGAAGCAUGGACCCAUGGGCGGACGGGUUAUCCCUUCAUCGACGCAAUCAUGCGUCAAUUACGCCAGGAAGGUUGGAUACAUCAUCUUGCCCGUCAUGCGGUCGCUUGCUUCUUGACACGUGGCGAUCUCUGGAUAUCGUGGGAAGAAGGGCAGCGUGUUUUCGAGGAACUACUGCUCGACGCUGACUGGGCGUUAAAUGCUGGCAAUUGGAUGUGGUUAUCAGCUUCUGCCUUCUUUCAUCAGUUCUUCCGCGUGUACAGUCCGGUAGCGUUCGGCAAGAAAACUGAUCCUGAGGGGAAAUUCAUUCGCAAGUACGUACCGGAACUGGCACGCUUUCCUGCCGGCAUCAUCUACGAACCGUGGAAGGCGAAUCUCGAAACGCAAAAGAAGCUCGGUUGCAUUAUAGGGAAGGACUAUCCAAAGCGGAUCGUUAUGCACGAGGAAAUAUCGAAGGCAAACAUUCAACGCAUGUCCGCCGCCUAUAAACGUAACAAAGCACAGAAAGAGACCGAUCUGGAUGGUGACAGUUCUCCACCGGUGGCCAGUACGACGGGAAAAAAACGUCCUGCGGCGUCGUCAUCGGCCACGAAAAGCGGUGCUACUCCCAAGAAGCGAAAGCUUGAAAACACCAUCGAAAAGUUCUUGAAAAAGAAGUAAAAUCAAUGGAAGCUAAGCUCACACAAUUAUCAAUACAAACUGCCAGUAAUACUCAAGUUUAACUCACGGGUGAGUGUUAA
Anopheles maculipalpis is the source of this 1745-nucleotide messenger RNA. RefSeq names its product cryptochrome-1 (gene phr6-4). Gene Ontology annotation, biological process: entrainment of circadian clock by photoperiod; circadian regulation of gene expression. The transcript has 2 exons. The record is from RefSeq and is a predicted model, not a curated record. NCBI's taxonomy places the organism in Eukaryota, Metazoa, Arthropoda, Insecta, Diptera, Culicidae. Bases 1 to 1665 code for a protein of 554 amino acids. Gene Ontology annotation, molecular function: DNA binding; FAD binding. Gene Ontology annotation, cellular component: nucleus; cytoplasm.